Pteronotus mesoamericanus is the source of this 1236-nucleotide messenger RNA. It is a transcript of the gene ENO4, whose product is annotated as enolase 4. The record is from RefSeq and is a predicted model, not a curated record. Gene Ontology annotation, biological process: glycolytic process. Lineage: Eukaryota; Metazoa; Chordata; Mammalia; Chiroptera; Mormoopidae. The transcript has 9 exons. Bases 1 to 1236 code for a protein of 411 amino acids. Gene Ontology annotation, molecular function: magnesium ion binding; phosphopyruvate hydratase activity. Gene Ontology annotation, cellular component: phosphopyruvate hydratase complex.
AUGGCGACUCACUUCGAAGUCCGCGAGCACGCGUUACCCGAGCUGGUUGACACGGAGGAAGCGGAAAGGCUCGAUGCUGUCAGCACCGCUGUGCAGUGGGUCAAUGAGACCCUCACCCAGGAGCUUCAGGGCCUAGCACCCUCCAGCCAGGCUGAGGUGGACCAGGUGCUCAGGACGUUCUUUGAAAAUAAAGUGAAAGAAGAUAAGGAGAGAAAAGAACUGGAAAAGAGCCUAGAAGACUCAGCAGAGCCCACACCCUCACUUCUAAUACCAGCACCACCUCCUCCGCCUCCACCUCCAGCAAAAAAGAAAGGGCAAAAGCAAGGUAUGAAGGAUUCGCUUACAGAGAAACCUAUUCUACCUCCAGAGCCUGCUGAACCUGUCCUCUGUGGCAGCAUGGCCAUAGGGGCUGUGUCACUAGCUGCUGCCAAAACCAGCGCCGCACUGAGCGGUACUCCGCUGUACUUCAGUGUCGCACUCCUGAAGCGCCACCAGGAACCGCCAACCAAGCUAACUGUACCUCUGCUAAUGGUAUCUCUGGUCAGCUGUGGGAAGUCAUCGCCCGGGAAGCUGAAUUUAAUGAAAGAAGUGAUUUGCAUACCCCACCCUGGAUUAACGGCUAAACAAGGUGUGGAGAUGCUUCGGGAAAUUCAUAAACAAAUUAACAAAACAAUUGAAACGCCUCCUCCUCCAAAAGCAGAGCCAAAGAAAGGGCAUAAUGGAGGCAAAAGAGGUCAACAGCUGAUCACGGGCAAGAUGUCCCACCUGGGCUGUUUAACCAUUGCUUUUGACACCAUAGAGCAGCCUCUGCUUCUAAUACAAGGAAUCUGUGCGAACCUGGGCCUAGAAAUGGGAACGAACCUGCACCUGGCCAUCAACUGUGCUGCACAGGAGCUGAUGGACUAUAGUAAAGGGAAGUACGAAGUGGCGACGGGAACACACAAAAAUGCCGCGGAGAUGGUUGACCUAUACGUGGACCUGAUCAACAAGUUCCCUUCCAUUAUUGCCCUCAUCGAUCCUUUCAGGAAAGAGGACUCUGAACAGUGGGAUGGCCUCUAUAAUGCUCUUGGUUCCAGGUGUUACGUAAUUGCAGGAAGUGCCUCCAAAAGCAUUUCUAAACUUAUAGAGGAUGGAAACAUCAGCAACCCCAAGUCCAGUGGGCUGAUCAUAAAACACACGAAUCAAACUACAAUGUCGGACUUGGUGGAAAUAACCAAUCUCAUUGACAGUGAGUAA